Molecule: messenger RNA, 1051 nt
Organism: Solea solea (common sole)
Lineage: Eukaryota; Metazoa; Chordata; Actinopteri; Pleuronectiformes; Soleidae
Gene: msmb
Product: beta-microseminoprotein J1
Exons: 4
Coding region: 625-939 (104 amino acids)
Source: RefSeq, a predicted model, not a curated record
AUUCUACACUUUUACUUUUGUUGUACUGAGGCAAAUGUUUAUUACAUGUUUUAUCGUGUUCAGUGUUGCCAAUGAGCACGGUUGUUUUUGCAGAAUGUGUAGAAAAGCAUGAAACUGGAGUUUAUUCAAGUCUCACUAACACGGUACAAAGACUGACUUUGAGUAACCACUGUGUCAUUAACAGUCUCAUAAAUAAUCCAAAUUGUGUAUUCUUAAUAACUGUUUACAAAUUGCGGGGCUUUAAUUUCAGUCCAAAUGCUCUACUUAAGCUUUUCAUUUAUAAAAAGGUUUACACAAGGGAAAGCUGUUUUUAUAUUUCUGUCUGUCUAUUUCUUUAUCAAAUCAGUUUCUUUAUUAAAUCUGAUUAUAAAAGUUAUAAAAAGUCAAGUUUCUUUGCAGUAAGAAUAUUCUGUUAUGGGUCAAAAUGUUAUGUUUUAAUAGGGUGUAGCCUUUAAUACGGCACAUCAGUAUAAACAUUCUACCUACUGGUCUUCCCUUAAAACAAACAUUGCUAUUCAAAUAAAUUCCAGUGAAAAUAGACGGGUUCACACCUUUAUAUAAAGCGUUUGUCAGAGUUCUCAUGCACAUCAUCUUCCUGUCGAGUGGCUUACUGCAUAUCUAAGAAUGGAGACUUUCCAUGUGUUUAUUUGUGUUCUGGCACUGAUUCCACUCUGCCACGCUCUGUGCACCACUGUGGACUUGGUCAAAGAUGAGAAAAUCAAUGGGUGUGUGGAUAAAGAUGGAAUCCUGCACGACUUUGGCUCUGACUGGACGAAGGACUGUACUGACUGCACAUGCACAGAAAAUGAGUUGACCUGCUGCAACUUGUUUCCAGAUGAUCACCUUCCUCCAGAGUGUGAGCUGAUAGUAAAUAAAACAGACUGCACUUUCAGGGUCGUGCAGAAGUCGGAUAAUACAAAAUAUUGUGACCUUAACUGAGCACAUGACAGUGUGACCUUUGCUCUGGCCGUACAGUAGGUGACGAAGACAAAAUCUAAUCAAACUUGGUCUUUUUUAAAUGCCAGUUUUAAUAAAGUCAUGACCUGCUCCA